AAAAAAUCAAAAUGGCGCACAACCGUGACCGGGAAGAAUAGCGGAUGUUUCUUUUCACCGAAUAUCUGGCGAAAGAACAUCGGAUUUCCAAAGAGAAGACAUCUUCUUAUAAAUUCCAUCUUAUUUAAUGAUUAGUCAGAAAUCAUUCAUUCUAGGUAGAAGCCACAACCCUAUAUAAGCUAUCAGGGCGCCCGUCAGUAUCACCAUGGCUAAGACUGACCUGGAUGUGAUCAAGGAAAUUCCCGGCUACAAGGUCAUCCUCAAAGCCGUGGUCAAGAGUCAGAUACAGCAGCUGGUGGAGCAGCUGGCAGCACACACAGAUGAGGAGUCCGUGAUUCUGACAGCCAGCGUGAGUGAUGGGACCCUGAGUCACAUUGGGUCGGCGUCUGGGAAGUCCUUCCUGCAAGACCAUGAGGACUUCAAGUCGCAGUUCCUUGGCUUCUGCCUUAAAGAUCAACACCGCAGAAAGAUGGAAAAAGAGAGACUAGAGAGAGAAAAAAUAGAGCAGGAAUUACUGCAACAACAACAACAGCAGCAGCAGCAACAAAUGAUGUACCUCCCACCAGGUCCUCGGUUUACCAAAUCACCAAGUCAAUACGCAGCCAGAUACCAGAGCCCCCGACAUCAGCCCUACAGUGUUCCUCGGCCACGUAGACCCCAUGGUGUAGCCCAGAUGUCAAUGUCGAAGGUAGAAGAGACUGUGGUGAAAGCUGAGAGAGUGGAUAGUGAUGAUGCAUCUAAUCAAAGUGGUAUGGAUAAUCAGGGUUUGAAAACUAGUUCAAACCUUUCAGAUUCCGGAGCAGAUAAUGAUUGCCAAGGUGCGGAGUCAGAUACUUCAAACAUAGUGGGGAAUGAUUCUUUGAACGCAGAGCAGGGUGGUUCAAACGAGAGACACAAUAGUGAAGACAUUGUGAAACUUGAACCAUUGACUGAAUCAGAACUAGAUUUAGAAAUAACCAGAGUUGAGCCUGGGCAAUCGACCCAAGAGGGCGAGGAAUCCAAAUGGGACCCUAAUUCCAGCCAGGGGGGUGAGGAUUGGGACCCUAGUGUCUCCAUGGAGAUGGGUUAUAACCUUGGAGGGGCCACGGGGAGUGCAGAGGACAUGACGGGCCAGCAGGGAUACAAUGGAUCUAAAUGGAUGGGAACUGAGGGAAGAGUGGAAGGCCAGCUGGACGAAGGUGAACUGUUCUUUCCAAAGUAUAAUCUGGCCGACCUGUCUGUAGAUGAUGAAUCAGCCACUUCCGAUGUUUCUGAUAACCUAGCCAUGGGUGAAUUUGGCCCCCUGGACAUUUCUGCCAGCCUAGCCAUAUUCCCAUGUGAGUUGUGCGGAAAAAUCCUCAGGCACAAGCGCUCAUUGAAUCGACAUAUGCUUUCACACUCAACGGAUGGUUAUCAGUACCGAUUUGCCUGCCAGUAUUGUGGUCUAGGCUUCAAGAUACACAACGACUUUGUACGACACCUUCUCAUCCAUACUGGAGAAAAACCAUUUGAAUGCGAGGUGUGCGGGAAGAAAUUUAACCGCAAGAGCAAUCUUAAGUUGCAUUUCCGUCAGCACCUUCCCAAAUAGAACUGUGGGUUAUAAAACGUUGGUACAAUAACCAUCUUAAAUAGAGCUAUGGGGUAUAAAAUGUCAUAUAGAACUAUUGGAUAUAAAAUGUGAAAUAGAACUAUUGGAUAUAAAAUGUGAAAUAGAACUAUUGGAUAUACAAUGUGAAAUAGAACUAUCUGAUAUAAAAGGCCAAAUUGUUCUAUGGGAUGUAAAACAUGAAAUAGAACUUUUGGAUAUUAAACGUGAAAUCGAACAAUUGCAUAUACAACAUGAAAUAGAGCUAUGGGAUAUAAAACGUGAAAUAAAGCUACUGGAUAUAAAACGUGAAAUUUUAUAGCUUUUAGAUAUAGAACAUGACAUAGAGCUAUGGGUUAUAAAACGUGAAAUAGAGCUAUGGAGUAUAAAACAUCAAAUAGAGCUAUGGGAUAUGAAACGUGGAAUUGAACUAUUGGAUGUAAAAUAGAACUAUCGGAUAUAAAACAUGAAAUAAAACUUUGUGAUAUAAAACGUGAAAUAGAGCUUUGGGAUAUACAAGUGAAAUAAAGCUAUGGGAUAUAAAACAUGAAAUAGAGCUUUGAGGUAUAAAACUUGAAAAAGAACUAUGGGAUAUAAAAUGUUGAAUAGAACUAUGGGAUAUAAAUGAUCAAAUAGAGCUAUGGGAUAUAAAACAUCAAAUAUAGAUAUGGGAUUUGAAACGUCAAAUAGAACUUUUGAAUAUAAAACAUGUAAUUGAAAUAUGGGAUAUAAAAUGUGAAAUAGAACUAUGGGAUGUAAAACGUGUAAUAGAGCUAUGGGAUGUAUAAGGUCAACUAGUCAACUGGGAUAUAAAACAUCAAAUAGAACUACGAGAUGUAUAAUCUCAAAUAUGACCCUGGGAUAUUAAACCUAAAUUGGAUAUAAAAAGUUUAAUAGGACUAUGGGAUAUAAAAGGUGAAAUAGAACUGUGGGAUAUACAAUGUUUUUUAUAUAGAAUUUUAGGAUAUAAAAGGUCAAAUUAGACUGUGGGAUAUACAAGUUUAAAUAGAACUGGGAUAUAAAAGGUUAAAUAGAACUGUGGGAUAUAAAAUGUUAAAUAGAACUGUGGGAUAUAAAACAUCAAAUAAAACUGUGGGAUAUAAAAGUUGAAUAGAACUGUUAGAUUUUAAAGGUCAAAUAGAACUAUGGGAUAUAAACUUCAAAUAGAACUAUGGGAUAUAAAAGGUAAAAUAGAAUUGUAAGAUAUGAAAAGUUAAAUAGAACUGUUGGAUAUAAAAUGUCAAAUAGAACUGUGGGACAUAAAACGUUGGGUCAAUAACUGUCACUAACAGCCAGUGGUAAAAUUGCUGAGGUGUCUUGCAUCUCAAGCAGACCUUUUGGAUUUAGAACUGGGUCAUAGAAACGUUAUGACUUAGCAUGUGGUAACAUUGGAAACACGUUCUCAGGCAUUUUAAUACCAACUCUUAACAUUUCAAUAUUUGGGUCAGUGUGUACAAGACUGUUAAAAUUGCAAGCAAAUUUUCAAGUGCAUAUUGACACGAAUUCAAUUUUGUUAAAUUCUUAGGUCAGUGACUUAAGGUAAUUGUGUGCUAUGAUGACAUUGAAUUGAUCUUUGCUUCAUGUCAUGAGAACAUUUAUUUCAGUGUUCAAGUGCAGCUGUGGUAGCAUAUUGACUGUAUAUUGUGUACCAUGAUUUUGCUGGAUAUGAACUCUCACCAAGAAAGACUGUAUUAUUGUAUGUUGUGUUAAUUUUGUGUGCAUUUAAAAUCUGAAAAAGAGUAUGUUGUGUAUGUUUUGUUAACAUGUAAAAUAUGAAAUUUGUAGUGUAGCAUUUGUAUUCCUUACAAUUGAUUGUAAUUUAAAUUGUAACAUAAAAUUUUGAAUUAAAGUAAUAAGUAUUGCGAAUGUAUGCCUGUACGGUAUUGUUUUGUUAUUGUGUUUUAUUAAUUCAAAUGAGCUCAUUGUGAGACAUUGUUGUCUUUUGUCAUUUGUUGUUUGUCGUUAACUUUUAGCACAUUACCGCUCAAGAGGCCACAUUUCUACAAUGGGUUCAAAUCUUAAUAAAAAAAAACUAAAUUUGUUCCCAGUGUAGAAUAAAACUUUUAAUUCAAUCUGGAUAAAACGUAGUCAUAUAUAGUGUUCUUUGCAAUAUCUUGGCUGAGAUUGAAUCAUGGUCAUGUGCAUCCAAAACUAGGUCACAAUAUUAAAUAUUUAAAAAAACUUGUUGCCAUAAAGGUGGUCUUAAAUUAUUACUUAAUAUGAAAGAAAUUUGAUCAGAAUGUUUAUCUUGACAGUAUAAAGUUUCAAUUCAAACCAGGGUAACUGUGUGCAUUUAUCAUAAUGAAACCAGGUCACUUAAGAUCAAAUCUUAGUAAAAUAAUGUUACAAAUCUUGAAGCCACAUAAAUGACUCAAUAUUGAUGAAACUUGAUUAGAAGGUUCAUCAUGACAAAAGGCUUAGUAAGAAUCUGGGUCACAAAUUAAAAGAGGAUAAAUCCUGAGGUGUUUGACUGUGACUUUAAGUAAAUGUCUGUUGACAGGGGUCUUUGGAGUGGGCGAAAAGGGCGAUUUCUUCGCCAAAUUAAUCUUCACUUCACACAUUAAUUUCAUGAAGGCCAAGUGACUUCUCCUCCUUUUAAUGAUUUACUUUGUGCCAAACAUUGACAGAUUAAAAUCAAUUUGAUGUGGAGAAAUGGACACAGGAGGAUUCUCAGCCAUUAGUGACCCAUGUACUGGUCAUGCAAAGUUAAACAUUCAAAAGAACAGUCUUGAGCUAUUACACUUCUUGAAAUUGCUAAUAGAUGAUGCCUUGAAUAAUUGCCUCGUUAAAUGGCCUAUUAAAACAAUACUAAGGAAUGAUCAAAUGGGAAGAUGUAACCUAGCACUGGCAAUAAAUAUGGGGCUCAUUUACAGGUCAGAUUUGGAAUCUCCGCUGUAAAAUGAGAUUUUAAAUGAAUUUUUAAUUUAAAACAAAUAUUUGUAACAAAAUAUGAAUUUGAUUUAAUGUUGAAUUGCUUAAAAUUAACAAGGAAGUAAAAAGAUUAUGAACAUUACUGGCUUGUUACAAUUGAAGUUUAUUUGAUACACCUGUUAAGGGAAAAAAGUAAUUAAAAGUACAAUCAUAUCAACAAUCAAUGAAACAUAAGGAAAAUGUUGGUUUUAUACGCAAAUGUACAUUUCUCCCAAAUAUGUUACCAAUUCUCCCUAUUUUGGCUUUAGAGAGAAGUGACUUUUCCCUAAAUUUUGAGCCUAGCUAGACCCCUGUGUUGAAUUGAUAUUUGCUUCUUGUCACAAGAACACUCACUUUGGUGUUAAAGAGCUGUUGUGAUAUCAUAUUGACUGUAUAUGUGUGUAUGAUAGCAUAUUGACUGUAUGUGUGUAUGAUAUCAUAUUGACUGUAUGUGUGUAUGAUAGCAUAUUGACUGUAUGUGUGUAUGAUAGCAUAUUGACUGUAUAUUUGUGUAUGAUAGCAUAUUGACUGUAUGUGUGUAUGAUAGCAUAUUGACUGUAUGUGUGUAUGAUAGCAUAUUGACUGUAUGUUUGUAUGACAGCAUAUUGACUGUAUAUGUGUGUAUGAUUUUUAUAUGGCGCUUUGAAAACAAACUCACUAUAAAGGACUUGUAUAGUGUAUGUUGUGUUAGUUUAAAUAUAUGGAAUAUUUUAUGCAGCAUUUUUUUCCUAACAAUUGUGAAUAAAAGUCAUAUAAUGCAAAGGUAUCCCAGUAUGGUAUUGUUUUGUAACUGUCAUUUAUUUUCUCACCUGAGCAAUGUGAGCUAUUGUAGGCAUCUUAUGUUUGUCAUCAAUUUUUAGCUCCUUACCACUUAAUGUUUAUGGAAGUUUGACAGAUUAUUUGUUGACCAUACCUUGAAUGAAUUCAAAUGAUAACCAAAAAAGGUCUCUAGAUCAAAUCUUAGAAAAUGUUUGUUUCCUGUCUUGAAUUAUAUGUAUUACUCAACCUUGAUUCAAAGUGGUCAGAAUGUUUAUCUUAACAAUAUCUAGGCAGAGAUCAAACCUGGGUCACAUGCAUCUAAAACAAAGUCACCAGAUUUAAUCUGAAAAAAACCUUCUUUCUAGUCUUAAAGCUUCAUUAAUGACUCAAUAAGUUGGUCAAAAUGUUUUAUCUUAAUAAUAUCUAAGCUGAGGUUGAAUCCAUGUAACAUAAAUACAAAAAAUUGGUCCAAGUCCGAGAAAAACGUUGUUACGCCUUAAGAGGCCUCAUUUAUAUCGUAAUAUGAAAGAAAUUGUAUCAAAACUGGUAUCUUUACAGUAUCUAUGUUUAGUUCUAGUCUGGGUCACAUGGGUAUAACAAAAGAGCCUUAUGAAUUACCCAAUCUCGAUGAAACUGUGUAAGAAUAUUUAUCUUGAUAAUGAAUAUGUUAAGUUAGAAUCUGGAUCAGGUAUUCAAAGAGUUUAAUUCUUAGGUCAUUGAAUGACUUAAAGUAAAUGUAUGAUAUGAUGACAUAAAUCUAUCUUGGCUCCUUGUCAUUAGAACAUUCAGUUAAGUGUUCACCUGCAGCUGUGGUGGUAUAUUUACUGUGCAUUUGUACAAUGAUUUUUAUGUUGCAGCUGGAAAAAAAACUUCCUAAGAAAGUCUGGUAUAUUGUAUGUGUGUUUGUUUUUAGUACAUUUAAAUCUGAAUUUUGUCUUGUUACACUUGUAUUCCUUAUAACUAAUAAAUUGCUGUCUUGUCAAUUGGAUUGUCAUGGAUUAUUCUGAAUAGAAAACAUUUAAAUUGCAAAAGUGUGCCUGUA
Molecule: messenger RNA, 6275 nt
Organism: Dreissena polymorpha
Lineage: Eukaryota; Metazoa; Mollusca; Bivalvia; Myida; Dreissenidae
Product: myoneurin-like
Exons: 6
Coding region: 206-1567 (453 amino acids)
Biological process (GO): embryo development; regulation of transcription by RNA polymerase II
Cellular component (GO): nucleus; PcG protein complex; transcription regulator complex
Molecular function (GO): DNA-binding transcription factor activity, RNA polymerase II-specific; RNA polymerase II cis-regulatory region sequence-specific DNA binding
Source: RefSeq, a predicted model, not a curated record